UUCUUUUACAAGACGCCAAAUGUUGUAAAAUACAUUUUCUGUAAAUAGAUAUAAGUGGAAAUUGUACAUUUUUUUUAUAUCAGUAUUAUAAAAAAUAUGCGUUAUGGCUCCUCCAUUCAUACGGGAUGCAACAAGUGGUUUUUGGGGCUAUCCAACAUCAACAAUGGAUUGGUGCGAAGAAAAUUAUGCUUCAACACCAUUGGUUGCAGAGUUUUGGAAUACCAUUAGUAAUGUUGUUUUCGUUGUUCCGCCGUUAAUUACAGCAUAUCAUAUCAAGAAAUACAAAUUAUUAGAAGACCGAUUUAUCUUAUCGUUAUGUUUACUGGCAACUGUAGGGAUUGGUUCAUUUGCAUUUCACUCUACAUUGUUGUAUCACUCACAGCUUCUUGAUGAACUACCAAUGAUAUAUGGUACCUGUGCAAUGCUCUACACAGUAUUGGAAUGUAAAGGGAAAGAAAACGUAACAAACCAAGCUUUGAUGGUCGUGUUGUCGUUACUCUCUUUUCUGGUGACGAUUAUUUACAUCGGGUUAAAGAACCCUCUAGUUUUUCUUUGGUGCUAUGGUUUGAUGGCUGCGACACUUCUUGUUCUUCAUAUUCGAGCCUGCAUAAAAUAUGAAGGUUCAAAAAAACUAUUAGCUUGGUCAACUUUAAGUUAUGGACUUGGUUUCAUUCUGUGGAAUAUUGAUAAUGAAUUUUGUUAUCAAGUACGCGAUAUUCGUGCCAGUCUACCAGGUUUUCUUCAACCAUUGAUACAACUUCACGCUUGGUGGCACGUCCUUGCUGGUAUUGGUACAUUCUUAAGCAUUACAUUCUGCAUAAAUCUCCGCAUCAAAUGUUUGGGGUUCACACCACAAGUAAAGUUUCUGCAAGGUUUUAUUCCUUAUUUCGAAAAAAAACACGUGUCGAAGAAACAUCAAGUUGACAUCAAUGGUAAUACACCUUCAGUAAAACUAAAAAACAGGAAAAAUCCCGUGGAAAAUUUUACACGACUUUUAUAAAUGUAAUAUCGGAAAAUACCAUUUAACACCACACAAACUUACUUUUGAUUGGCUGAUGUUUAUAAUGGACAAUUUUGAUUGGUCUAUUGCCGUGCUUUCCUCCAGCUGUGGUUUCACUGAUGUAGUUGAUUUAAUAAUAUUGAAAUGAUUUUGAAAUUAUUGUCACGAAUCUUCUUGCUUUUUAUUAUUUAGUAUUAUUAUUUAGAAUUAGUAUUUAUUAGUUAUAUUUAACACUUUGUAUAUAUUUAUUCCCUCUCCCAAACGACAAUUUUUCUCCCCUUUCUGACCACACAUUUUUUGUAUGUAAGAAUCAACACUUGUAAAUAAUGCUUGAUCAAAAAUUACACCUUACGUUGUAGUUCGAAAAUCCUACAGAAUAAUAUUUCUUGCCUGUACUCCUUGUGGAAGUUUUUCUGAAGGCCGCCCAUUUGAAAAAACAUACAAACGCAAAAUAUUUGAUAUAUAAAUCCCGCACAACAUAACUAGUUUGCCAUUAAACUGUAAAAUUAAGCCCUGCAAAAAUUAUUCUGCAUUAAUUAGCCUUCUUAAGUAAGAUUCAAACUUGAUUUAAAAUUUUAUUUCAAGUCUGUCGCAAAGACUGCAUCCUCAUUUACCGUAAUUAUUUUUACCUGAACUUUUAGAUCAUUUUUUGGAAAUUAAAUUGGUGUAUUUAGAAAUUCAUGUAUACUUGAGACAGUGGAAACUUUUAUAACACAACGGAACCUCCAGAAAGUGUCAAACUCUCUUUCUAAACAUAUUUAAAAAUCAUACAGACUCGAAUAAGAACCACAUUUUGUGAAUUCCGUUUUUUCUGCUUGCUUUUGUUGUGAGCCGAUGGUUGUGAAGUUAGAUGCCGAUUUGAUUCGCCGCUUUUAACUUUUUAAAAAGAUGAAGAAUUCGUUAGAUCUUUGUUUCGUGACAUAUUUUUUCUUUCUAAUUUUUGUACAGUACGAUCAUUUAGUUCAAUUGUGAACAGAUUCUUAUAUUUUCUUUUUGUUGUUUUUUCUGUAAAAAAUGUAAUAGUAAUUCUUGUGACAGAAUGCUGAAGUUGUUCUCUUGAAGCAAUGUAUGGGCUCAAUUCA
This is a messenger RNA of Hydractinia symbiolongicarpus, 2082 nucleotides long. Its product is annotated as alkaline ceramidase 3-like. NCBI's taxonomy places the organism in Eukaryota, Metazoa, Cnidaria, Hydrozoa, Anthoathecata, Hydractiniidae. The transcript has 12 exons. Gene Ontology annotation, biological process: ceramide metabolic process; phytosphingosine biosynthetic process. Gene Ontology annotation, cellular component: endoplasmic reticulum membrane. The record is from RefSeq and is a predicted model, not a curated record. Bases 104 to 1000 code for a protein of 298 amino acids.